Molecule: messenger RNA, 273 nt
Organism: Auxenochlorella protothecoides
Lineage: Eukaryota; Viridiplantae; Chlorophyta; Trebouxiophyceae; Chlorellales; Chlorellaceae
Product: putative cation-transporting ATPase
Exons: 3
Coding region: 1-273 (90 amino acids)
Molecular function (GO): metal ion binding
Source: RefSeq, a predicted model, not a curated record
AUGGGCCUCAUGACGACAUCCGACUGGUACCUGCAUGGCCAUCCCGUCACUGACCAGCAUCAGGACGUGGGUAUACAAUGUAUUGUGGAGGGCAUGGUGUGCGAUGCCUGCAGCAGCCGCACCGAGAACACCCUGGUCCAGCGGUCCGAUGUGGAGACGGCCAGCGUGAAUCUCGAGGCAGGGCUGGCGGAGGUUGUGGUCGACAGCAGCACCAGCGAGGCAGAGCUGGUGGAAGCCGUGGAGAGCCUGGGGUUUGCAGUGAGUGUGGCAUGA